AGCCAAGCAUGUUUCGUAGUGAUGAAAAGAAUUAAGAUGCAACCUUGAAACAAAAUAAGACCCUAAUUGGCGUGCUGUUGCAGGGAUGUGCUGGCAAAAGAAUCGGGAGCAGAAUUUCGAUCUCCCACGCAACCAAAUCUUCACAUGCUUUCAUACGUACGUAAUACAAAAAUUAUACAAGCAACUAACCAUAAAUGGUGAUGUGAAUCUGGAAUAGCUUCAUUAGGCCCCUGUAUGCUCACUAUACAGUGCAAUACUUCUCUACUACAAGCAAAGAGCAGAAAGAGUAAAGAUGUCGGAUUGGGGGCCGGUGUUUGUGGCGGUAGUGCUCUUCGUGCUGUUGACGCCCGGUCUGCUGAUUCAGGUACCUGGUCGCAACCGGUUCAUCGAGUUCGGCAACUUCCAGACCAGCGGAGUUUCCGUACUGGUGCAUGCCAUUCUUUACUUUGCUCUCAGUUGUAUUUUCCUGUUAGCGAUUGGUGUGCACGUGUACAUGGGCUAACGACGACCACAUUCCUUCUUUCUAUGCUGCCCUUUAACUUCCAUUAACGUUGACGAUGCUGUUGUUUGAUUUUCUGGUUUUUUGAGCCCGUGGAAUCUUAUUUUUGUUCCAUGUGUUAUGGCUUUGUUCUCAUUCGAUAAUAUGCCUGUGAGGUUUCAGGUUUUCA
Molecule: messenger RNA, 668 nt
Organism: Sesamum indicum (sesame)
Lineage: Eukaryota; Viridiplantae; Streptophyta; Magnoliopsida; Lamiales; Pedaliaceae
Source: RefSeq, a predicted model, not a curated record